UAUAUUGACUUCUGUAACAAGAUCACAAACCUUUAGAGGCACUUGACCACUCUCUAAACAUAUCUGUUUUCAGAGGUAACAUGGCUAAUUUGGAUAUUCUGGAGAAGUGGAAGGUAAGCUGGUCUUAUCCUACCUCUUUGCUCUGCUUAUAUGGAUUCUUCAGUACUGUUAAACCUCUGGAGCCAUUCCUUAUUCCAUACCUGACUGGACAUGACAAGAACCUUACCAUGGAACAGGUGACUAAUAGGAUAUUUCCAGUUUGGACAUACUCUUAUCUGGCUGUACUGGUCCCUGUGUUCCUGCUCACUGAUUGGCUGCGCUACAAACCUGUGGUUGUGUUCCAGUGCACCACCUUGUUUGUUACCACAGCUAUGUUGUUGUGGUCACAAGGUGUUGGGGAGAUGCAGGCUAUGCAGUUUGUGUAUGGAGUGGUGACAGCCUGUGAGGUUGCCUAUUUCUCCUACAUCUACAGCGUGGUGGAUUUGCAACACUACCUUAAGGCCACCUCAUACUGCCGCACAGCUCAGCUACUGGGCUACACUGUGGGCUCUGUGCUAGGACAGAUUCUGGUCUCCUUUAGCCUACUGUCCUAUUACUACAUACUAGUACUCACACUAGUCCUAAUCUCUGUUGCACUGGUGACCUCAGUUUUCUUGCCAAUGCCUAAAACCAGCAUGUUUUUCCACCAUAAAGAUCAGCAUGGUGGGAAGAGAAGUAAUUUAAAUGGUCAAGGGAGCAUUGGUAGAGGAAAGCCAAUUGAAAUACCGAAGGUAGAAACAGAUAACAUUGAGACUGCUGGAGGUUGUGACAUUGCCAGUGUACAGGACUUUCCUGAGCUUAAAGGGAAAGAUUCACAGGCGAUUCAGGAAAUAAGUCUGAAGAGCUCUGGAGCAGAAUCCAGUCCAGCAGCAGCAGAAGGUUGCUGUGUAAUUGCACUGCAACUGUGGCAGGACUUCCUACAAUGCUACUCCACCCAGAAAAUGCUGUACUGGUCAGCAUGGUGGGCAAUGGCCACCUGUGGCUACAACCAGACAGUCAACUACAUUCAGGCUCUGUGGGAGCAUGCAGAACCAUCCAGCAACUUUACAGUCUACAAUGGUGGAGUGGAGGCUGUCUCAAGUUUGUUUGGUGCUGCAGCAGCAUAUGGUAUUGGCUUUUCCCCCAUAGACUGGGCCCGAUGGGGUGAGAUGGCUCUUGCUUCUCUCUCUGGCCUUGGAGGUGGUGCUCUCUAUGUUAUGGUCUUUACUGCCAACAUCUGGAUUUGUUAUGCUGGUUACAUCAUCUUUAAGAGCCUGUACAUGCUCCUCAUCACCAUUGCCAUGUUCCAGAUUGCGGCAGGGCUAUCUACAGAGUGCUAUGCCCUAGUAUUUGGGACAAACACAUUCAUUGCUCUCAUCUUGCAAACAAUUCUUACCUCUGUUGUGGUGGACAGCAGAGGCUUUGGCCUGGACAUUGUCUAUCAGUUUAUCAUAUAUGGGACCUAUUUCUUCUGUAUUGCCCUUGUUUUUUUCCUGAGAGGUCUGUACAGCACAUUAUACCUGCAGAGUGCUGAAAAGGGAGGGGCAGCAGAUGAUGCACCACAGAGCACAACCAUAACUAAGCCAGACACAGACACCUGUGGCAAAGGAAAGUAAUCAAACAUGCAUGCCCACAUAUAUGAGGUAAAGCUGUUAGCAGCCAUAUACUUAAUUUUUCCAAACAUGACACCAGGUGGUGUUUUAUCAAUAGGUGCCAAAAAGGCACAUCCUCAUUUUGCCAAGUUCUGCUUGUCUGGAAGUCAAGAUUAAUUAAGUUCCAGGGCCAACAAAUAGUACUAUCCAAUCAAAAUAUUUUAACAUUUGACAUUUCUGUGAUUCCAAUGUUUUUUUUCUGAUAGACUUAAUGAAAGCUAAGCUAAUAUAAAAGCCUUUUGAUCCUAAUAAUGACAAUGAUAUAAUUAUGGGUGGUAUCUGUAGCCUAUCUCUUUAAUUAGCAAAAUGCUGUGUACUAAGCAAGCUAGUAAAUGUCACCUACAGGAAUACAAGCUGAAGUAGUAGUUUGCUUGGUCUAUAACACUAUGGUAACACUUUAUUUUA
Messenger RNA from Electrophorus electricus (electric eel), 2075 nucleotides. It is a transcript of the gene slc19a3a, whose product is annotated as solute carrier family 19 member 3a. NCBI's taxonomy places the organism in Eukaryota, Metazoa, Chordata, Actinopteri, Gymnotiformes, Gymnotidae. Gene Ontology annotation, molecular function: vitamin transmembrane transporter activity. The record is from RefSeq and is a predicted model, not a curated record. Gene Ontology annotation, cellular component: plasma membrane. Gene Ontology annotation, biological process: transmembrane transport; vitamin transport.